GCGCCAUAGAGGCCUCACGCAAACACACGCAUUAAGCCGGAACUUCCAAGGGGGGGAAGAAGGGGGUGGAGUCGAAAUCCGCUGCUCUAGCCCCGGUCUCUCUAUGCUAUUAUUUACUUUGGAUUGAGAGACCGCUGUAUUUCUCCGCCGGCGGGCCGUGGCGCGCGUGCGCAGUGCGCAAACGCUCCUCCCCCCCCCAGCAUGCCCCUCUCCCGCCAACAUGGCGGUGCCCUCCAGUGAGGCGGAAGUCGGCUUGAGGCAGUUUUCUCCUUAGCAACAACAACCAUGGGGCCGAAAUGGUUUCUGGCGGCGGCCACGACGACGGCGCUUCUGGGGCUGCUGCUGGGCCCACCCCCUGGAUUGGCUGAGGCAGCUUUGGAGGGUGGUGGAAAAAGUUCAGCGAGUUUGCCAGAGACCACGCCAUGUGGGCAGACGGGGGACUUUGUGGUGAUGCAGCAGUGUACCGCCUGCACCGUUUUCCAGGUGACUGUGCGGGAAUGCAGCAAGACGGGGUUCGUUGAGCAAAUCAACUGCAGCGCUUCGGACAAGGGUGAAUUCAGGAGCUGCCGCUCCAUGAUGAGGGAGGCGCGCAUCUUUUGGAAGUUCCUGGGAGCCAUGCUCGGCAUGGCCGUGGCCUUUGCCCUGCUGGUCGUGUGUCGCCAGCGCAUGCUUGACCGCAAGGCCCUGGAGAAAGUGCGCAAGCAAAUAGAAUCGAUCUAGUGGGCCCCCCUCGUCUUCUGCUCCUCUCAUCCUGGCGGCUGGAGGCGGAAUACCGAUCUUUUGUGGGACUGUGGAGAACAAGGGGGGCCUUGCCUUGGCGGGCAAGCUCUUCCCUCGGGCCACAAGGUUGUGCCGCUCCCGUGCAAACACCACAGGGACUCCCGUGCAAACACCCCUGGCCCUUGCGAGCGGUGGUCGUCCUGCCCUCCUCAGUCAAGCUGGGUGGCGCGACGUGGGACGGACUCCGUGCCCUCCCUGGACUCCGCACGAGGGUUGGAGGAAGCCCUCGCCCCUCUCUCGUCAUUCAGCAACAGAACCCCACAGCCGAGCAUCUUGAGACUGCGAGGAAAUGGGCAAGUGGCAGGCAGUCUGACCCAGACGGGGCAACAGCUGGGCCUCUUCAGUUUUUUGGGUUUUUUGGGGUGGGGGAAAGCACGAAGCUGCCGAACUGCAUGGCCACGAGUGGGUUGAGAGACAGCUCCUGCAGCUGAAUUUUGUUUUUUACGCUCUCCUCUGUCGUCCAUGUGUACAGAAGCUUAGGUUGAUUAAAAACUGUCCCCACCGAG
Molecule: messenger RNA, 1286 nt
Organism: Hemicordylus capensis (graceful crag lizard)
Lineage: Eukaryota; Metazoa; Chordata; Lepidosauria; Squamata; Cordylidae
Gene: JTB
Product: jumping translocation breakpoint
Exons: 5
Coding region: 286-720 (144 amino acids)
Biological process (GO): mitotic cytokinesis
Cellular component (GO): midbody; spindle; membrane
Source: RefSeq, a predicted model, not a curated record